AUGGUGAAGAUGACCAGAUCCAAGACUUUCCAGGCUUAUCUGCCUUCUUGCCACCGGACCUACAGCUGCAUUCACUGCAGAGCCCACUUGGCCAAUCACGAUGAACUUAUUUCCAAGUCGUUCCAAGGAAGUCAAGGACGAGCAUACCUCUUUAACUCAGUAGUUAACGUGGGCUGCGGGCCGGCGGAAGAGCGCGUGUUGCUAACAGGACUGCACGCCGUCGCAGACAUUUACUGUGAAAACUGCAAAACCACCCUGGGCUGGAAAUAUGAACACGCCUUUGAAAGCAGCCAGAAAUAUAAAGAAGGCAAAUACAUCAUUGAGCUAGCACACAUGAUCAAGGACAAUGGCUGGGACUGA
This is a messenger RNA of Rangifer tarandus platyrhynchus (Svalbard reindeer), 360 nucleotides long. The record is from the annotation of a GenBank genome assembly. NCBI's taxonomy places the organism in Eukaryota, Metazoa, Chordata, Mammalia, Artiodactyla, Cervidae.